AAAAAAAAAAAAAAAAAAAAGAAGAAAAAGUAUUGCCCUCCCCGGCGGGGAAUCGAACCCCGGUCUCCCGCGUGACAGGCGGGGAUACUCACCACUAUACUACCGAGGACUUGGCUGUAAGAAGUGUAAUUUUUGUAGUAUUUAUUAGAAAUACAAAGCGAUCAAUAAUUAUCCGCUGACAAGAAGACCCGAUUGUUCUGGUCAACAACACACUCGUUCAAGAAGAUCAACAAGCAGUUGUGAACUCAACUUCUUUGUCACAAUUCUCAUAGUGUGUUCUGUUUGUGCCGUCAGUCCUAUGUAAAAGCUUUGUUGUUUUGAUCGAACAGAAAGGAUCACGUACUUAUGCCAAGGUUCAGCUGUACAAAUGCGUGAUAUUUCUUGUGUUCCAAUCAAUCCAACAUGGUCGUGAUCCACUCGUGGUUUUGCAUGAGCUUUGAUCUGUCUUGACUUGAAAUAUCUAGCUCUCGUCAACUGUGACCUCAAUUAUUAAAUGGAUUCAUGUCACACUUGUGUAUUUGUGUUGACACGGCACAUGUAGCCGUCUCUCCCGAAGAAGUUGUGAAUCAAGUUCCAAAUCAGCAGCAAUCUCCUCUUUGUUCAACGAUGUCUGAAGUUUUGAGUAGUCACCAACCAAGAGUAAUGUGUCUUCCAAACCCUGAAGAUUAUUCAUUACUAAGUUUCAUUGGUCAAGGCUUUGGUGGGCUUUCUAAAGUGUUUGUCGCUCGUCAUUGCUCAUCACAAACACUUGUAGUUGUAAAGCAGACAAAUGUGGAUGUUCAGAAUGCUGAACAGUUUGAAAAUUUGAAGUAUGAAGUCCAAGUGUUGCGAUCUCUCUGUCAUCCAAAUAUUCUGCCAUGUUACUGUUCAUUUGUGACCAGACAAGAAGUAUGGAAUAUUCUUCCUCUCAUGCAAUUUGGGUCCUGUGCCGAUAUGCUGAAGUCUAGUUUUCCAGAGGGAAUGAGUGAGAUUCUUAUUGCUGCUAUUCUGUGGGAGAUUCUUCAGGGGCUGGAUUAUCUUCACAAAAUGGGCAUUAUUCACAGGGCAGUAAAAGGAAGUCAUAUAUUGAUUGGUACGGAUGGUGCAGUGUGUCUGUCAGGACUGAGAAAGUCCAUAAUGCUGCCGCAAGAAGGCAGCAAGUCAAGAAUGGCUCAUCAUUUUCCUUCACAUGCAGUCGCUGUUUUACCUUGGAUGGCACCAGAGAUCUUACAACAGGAUCUCCAAGGAUAUGAUGUCAAGUCUGAUAUUUACAGUGUUGGUAUCACUGCUAUACAGCUUGCGCGAGGAACUGUGCCAUACAUUGGAAUGCCUCCAACCAAGGUCUUACUUGAGAAGCUCAAGGGUAGUACUCCCAAGCUGUGUGAUUCGUUAGUGGUGGGUGAUGUGGACACCUCAGCGCAGCUGACCACUGGGGCAGACUCGGGUAUUAGUAGUGGCGUCACAUCCCUGGGAGAGGGAAGAGAAGGAAACCAGGUGACCUCCCAGGGAAAGUAUACCCUUGCUUUUCAACAGGUUGUCGACGCGUGUUUGCAAAGAGAUCCGUCAUUAAGACCAACAACCACAGAGCUGGCUUCUCAUCUGUUCUUCAAACAGGUGAAGCGGAAGACGAAGGAACUGUUGCCUGAACUUCUGUCCACCGUGCCAUCCCUUGCCAACUGUGAGGAAGACAAACGGAUAGGUGAGAGUGCUUGAAAGGAGCAGUCUCCUGGCUGAAUAUCGAAAGUCUUCUCUCCCACUUUCUACGAUGUUUUGCCAAAUGCCACCAAAUAUGCAAAUAGAUUGCAUGGUUCAAAAGAUUCUACAGAGCAAAAUAAAACAAGUGUUUUGGGAAAAAAUAUACUGGAUUACACUGAUGGAAAUGGAUUGCAUUUCAUCAAAUUUGAUUUCGUGAUAGGACUUCAAGACAAAACCUCAAGAAAUCAAAAUUUCCAUUCUGCUGAAAUGUUCCAUCUUUUAGUUAUUAUUUGCUCCUUUUAGCUGUCUUUUUUUUUCUUAUUUUACUUUCACCACUUCUUACGCUGGUUUCUUUAUAUUACGAAGUAAUAAAGCAAGUUUAUAGCAAGUUCCCGGUCAUACAUGUA
Molecule: messenger RNA, 2081 nt
Organism: Orbicella faveolata
Lineage: Eukaryota; Metazoa; Cnidaria; Anthozoa; Scleractinia; Merulinidae
Product: STE20-related kinase adapter protein alpha-like
Biological process (GO): activation of protein kinase activity; protein phosphorylation; protein export from nucleus
Cellular component (GO): serine/threonine protein kinase complex
Molecular function (GO): protein kinase activity; ATP binding; protein serine/threonine kinase activator activity
Source: RefSeq, a predicted model, not a curated record